Prorocentrum cordatum is the source of this 1416-nucleotide messenger RNA. The record is from the annotation of a GenBank genome assembly. Lineage: Eukaryota; Dinophyceae; Prorocentrales; Prorocentraceae.
AUGGAGGCCUGGGCCUACGGGGCGACGGGCUCCUACGUGCCAGAGGGCCUCAACAAGGCUCAGAGCGGGUGGGCAGCUCUCACGUCGUGGGCCCUGCUCUGGCCGACUCGUUCGGCAGAGGAGUUCGGAGCCAUGAUGCGCACGAGACGCUUCUGGCCAACCAACCUGCCGAAGAAGCUGCGCAGGCUCCCGGAGGACUACUUCAAGUGCUGGCAUCCUCCCACUCUGGCGAGCGCCGGGGCCAACUCGCGGGGGCGCUGGAUCACACGCGCCGGCUGCACGACGAGGGUCAGCCACGUGGAGAUGAAGUCGAUGAAGGGGACGCCGAAGGAGAAGAGGAUGUGCCUGUGCAAGAAGAAGGACGCGGCGCGCCUACUGCGCGGCCAAGGCCGGGCGCAGCAUGGAGGAGAGGCCACUUGGCAAGCGAUCAUUCUUGUGCCGAAACCUCCACCAGGAGCGGACCGGAGCCUUCUACCUGUUCACCCAGGGAUGCGAGCGCAUGCGAAUCGCUCCAAGAUCGAGGGCUCGAGCAGCUACACCACGGUGGCGGACCCGGCGGCGGCCGCAGCAUCGGGCCUUCAGAGAGACGAGACCUUCCUCAGGGACGUGAAGACGGCGGCGCAGCAGACGGCGCAGCGUCGCGCCGAGUCGGCGAAGCGCAAGGUCGCGAAGGACGACGGCGACAAGAUGGAGGCGGAGCCCCCGGCCCAGAACGAUCUGGCCACGCAGGCCAAGAUGGAGCAAGAGAUGCAAGCGAAGUUCGACAAACAGUUCGAGGAUAUGAUGGCAAUGCUGCAAGUAGUUGCAGCGAACCAGCAGUCCCAGGGCGAGGCGCUGGCGAAGGUCAACAGCACGGCGAGCGAGCAGAUGAGGGCCCUGGCGACGAUCCGCGGGGAGGCUCAGGAAGCAAGUCGACCUGGCCCAGAGCUUGCAGGAGCGUCGCGGUCGCACAGCGGGACGGCGCCGCUCGACCCGACCAAGCUCCCGCCGGCGAUGGCGAGGGACAUCCAGGAGCAGAAGACGUCCAGGAUGGGAGGAGCGCCGGCGCCCUCAGCGGCACCGUCGCUUGGCCGCUACCCCACCUAUCCGACGGCGGACGCGAGGCAGCAGCUGAACCCGCAGGAGCUCUACGACGAGCAGGGGAAAGCUAUUCAGGACUCGAUGGAGGCGGUAUCGAGCUUCGAGAUCCCGCCGACGGACCCGCUCGCUACGGCCUACGACCAGCGCAAGGGGAAGGCGAAGGGCUCUGCGGCGAGCCUCCAGGCGGCGGAUGCGGCAGCGCAGAGGGAGGCGAGGACCCUGGGCGACACGUGGACCGGCGGCCAACCCACGGUGCCCACGCAGACGCCGAACCACGAGAAGGACUGGCACAGCGCGGGCUGGAGGACCUACGACGGCCAGGGCAAGUGGCGCUGA